This is a messenger RNA of Lottia gigantea (owl limpet), 2349 nucleotides long. RefSeq lists its product as hypothetical. Bases 1 to 1710 code for a protein of 569 amino acids. The transcript is spliced from 6 exons. The record is from RefSeq and is a predicted model, not a curated record. NCBI's taxonomy places the organism in Eukaryota, Metazoa, Mollusca, Gastropoda, Lottiidae. Gene Ontology annotation, molecular function: catalytic activity.
AUGAGACUACUAGGAACAUGGGGUACAGAAUUUGAGAUAUUGGCAGCAUGUGAUUUGUUACAAACAGAUAUAUAUAUAUUUACUAAUAAUAAAUGGGUGAAAUAUCCUGUAUUACAGAUUAACAAUAGUUAUACACCAGAAGCUAUUUAUCUUCACCAUAGAGAUGAGAAUCAUUAUGAAGUGGUUGAUAAUGUUGAGAGAAGUGAACCUACUAUAGUUAUUGAUGAUAAUGUAGAUACACAAUUAUCAGGUAAAAGAAAACAUUUGAAAAAGAAACGAGGUAAUAGAUGGAGAUCUAUUAAAAAGCGAACUAAUUAUUUUCAAAACUAUAAUUUAGUAAAGAAGGAACUAAAUUCUGGACAAAAAGUCGGAUUAAAUUUUAAACUUGCAUUUAGAACCAAAAAAGAAAUUAAUAGUUUGAAUAAAAGGAGGAGAAAACGAUAUCAGAUUAGUUAUAUUAAAGCUCAUUUAAAAAGAAAAUAUACAAAUCAAUUAAGGUCUAUACUACAUACUCAAUAUGAAACAAUACUAAAACCAAAACUUGAAGAUAAAUAUCAGAAUGUAUUGAAACCAAAACUUGAAGACAAAUAUCAAAAUGUGUUAAAACCAAAGCUGAAGGUCAAAUAUCAAAAAAUCUUGAAACCAAAGCUAAAAAACAAAUAUCAAAAAGUCUUAAAACCAAAGCUCAAGGUUAAAUAUGAAAAAGUCUUAAAAUGGGAAUUAAAAUGUAAAUAUAUAGAUGAAAUAAAGUUAAAACUGAAGCAAAGGUAUAUGAAUGAAUUGAGGAUUAAGAUUUUGACUAAAUAUAGAAAUAUGUAUAGAACUAAUUUACAGUAUAGAAAUAAACAAAAACAGAAAUCUAGUAAUAAAUAUCACCACAAUACUAAUUAUAGAGUCAAAGUAAACAAACUGAGAAAUAAAAGACGAAUAGCUAAAAGAAAAGAAAUGAGUAGUAUUGAUAGAGUUAUUAAUAAAUUUAAGAUAGACAGUUCUGAUGAAACCUGGUUAAAAAAUGUAAGGAACCCUGCUAAAGUACGAUUGGAUAAUUUUAUAUUUUAUAAUCAAGCUCGUCAAGAUAGCUACGAUGAGAGUGCUAAUUUUAAAAAUCUUAAAGAAAAAGAUCAUGGUGGUGUAGGAAUAUAUUAUCGUAAGAAUAAAGCUUGUAAUGUAAUAAGAUUAGGCCAGUUAAAUAUAGAACAUGUUGCUUGUAAUAUUCUAGAUAAAAAUAUUUCAGUUAUUGUUAUUUAUAGACCACCAAGAUAUAGAUUAGAAUUGUUCAUGCCUCAAUUGAAACGAUUGUUGACUGAGUUACAAGAGUCUGGUUAUCAUUAUAUUGUUAUGGGAGAUUUCAAUCAAAAUCUAUUAGUAGAACAUAGUUCUAUUAAGGAUUGUUUUGAAGAAUUCAGGUUUAAACAGUGUGUGACAGAGAGUACUACAGAGGGAAAUUCAAUAUUAGAUCAUGUAUAUUUGACUUCAAGUAUUAAUUUAAAACGUGUUAAAAUUACUAUUGUACCUACAUAUUACAGUUAUCAUGAAGCUGUGAACAUUCAGUUAUUAAAUAGUUCAGAUAUGAUUAUUUUUUAUGGAAAGAAGAUGGGUAGGGAAGACCAUUUACCUCUGUUGGGUGGGGGUUGGUAUAGAUGGGGUUUUGGCUGUUAUAUUUGUUUUUGCAGAUUGAUUUUGUUUGAUCAGUUAUUACAGUUAGAUUAAGGGUUUGGUUUAUUGGAAAUACAGAAGAUCUUAGAGCGGUGAAAGUGUGGCGAACUUUUACUUUAACAGAGCCAAAAUAUUCAAAACUAAGCGGUGAAAGUGUGGCGAACUUUUACUUUAACAGAGCCAAAAUACUCUAAACUAAGCGGUGAAAGUGUGGCGAACUUUUACUUUAACAGAGCCAAAAUACUCUAAACUAAGCGGUGAAAGUGUGGCGAACUUUUACUUUAACAGAGCCAAAAUACUCUAAGCGGUGAAAGUGUGGCGAACUUUUACUUUAACAGAGCCAAAAUACUCUAAACUAAGCGGUGAAAGUGUGGCGAACUUUUACUUUAACAGAGCCAAAAUACUCAAAACUAAGCGGUGAAAGUGUGGCGAACUUUUACUUUAACAGAGCCAAAGAAUCUAGAGAAAUCUAGUUGCUAUUCAUAUCUCAAUUUUUAUUACUAGAGAAAUCUAGUUGCUAUUCAUAUCUCAAUUUUUAUUACUAGAGAAAUCUAGUUGCUAUUCAUAUCUCAAUUUUUAUUAUCUAGAGAAAUCUAGUUCCUAUUCAAAACUCAAUUUUUAUUACUAGAGAAAUCUAGUUGCUAUUCAUAUCUCAAUUUUUAUUACUAGAGAAAUCUAGUUGCUAUUCAAAAC